Messenger RNA from Erigeron canadensis, 947 nucleotides. Its product is annotated as chlorophyll a-b binding protein 13, chloroplastic-like. The transcript has 3 exons. Lineage: Eukaryota; Viridiplantae; Streptophyta; Magnoliopsida; Asterales; Asteraceae. The coding region runs from base 47 to 856 and encodes 269 amino acids. The record is from RefSeq and is a predicted model, not a curated record. Gene Ontology annotation, biological process: response to light stimulus; photosynthesis, light harvesting in photosystem I. Gene Ontology annotation, cellular component: chloroplast thylakoid membrane; chloroplast envelope; plastoglobule.
CUUUCUCAAUCUCAUUCAGUUAAGCUUUCCAACUAUCAUUUAACUAAUGGCAUCCAUGGCUGCAACUUCAGCUAGCUCCACCACUGUUGUUAGAGCCACUCCAUUCUUGGGUGGUCAAACCAGAACCUCCAAUGCCAACUCCCUUAGAGAUUCUGUCUCCAUGGUCAAUGGCAAAUACACCAUGGGAAAUGAGUUGUGGUAUGGACCGGACCGUGUGAAGUACUUGGGACCCUUUUCGGCUCAAACACCAUCAUACUUGACUGGAGAGUUCCCUGGUGACUACGGCUGGGACACUGCUGGAUUGUCUGCUGACCCUGAGGCUUUCGCUAAGAACCGGGCUCUUGAGGUGAUCCAUGGGAGAUGGGCAAUGCUUGGAGCAUUCGGUUGCAUCACCCCGGAAGUCCUUGAAAAAUGGGUGAAAGUAGACUUCAAGGAGCCUGUUUGGUUCAAAGCCGGAGCUCAAAUCUUCUCUGAAGGCGGUCUAGACUACUUGGGCAACCCUAACUUAGUCCAUGCCCAAAGCAUACUAGCGGUGCUUGGUUUUCAAGUUGUCCUUAUGGGACUCGUUGAAGGAUUCCGUAUUAAUGGGCUUGAGGGUGUAGGAGAUGGUAACAACCUGUACCCGGGAGGUCAAUACUUUGACCCGUUGGGACUUGCAGAUGACCCAACAACCUUUGCUGAGUUGAAGGUGAAAGAAAUCAAGAAUGGGCGGCUUGCAAUGUUUUCAAUGUUUGGGUUCUUUGUGCAAGCAAUUGUGACAGGGAAAGGACCAUUGGAGAACCUUUUGGACCAUCUGGACAACCCUGUGGCUAACAAUGCAUGGGUCUAUGCUACCAAGUUUGUGCCUGGUUCAUAAAUCACAUGUGGCUUGUUGAUUGUUCUUGUGAGCUAUGAAUUGAAUGAGAAUGAUAUGUAAAUUAUUAUUAUUACAUAUAUUGUCUUUGUUA